CUCAAAUUAAUCAUGAAAACCGUUCUUAUUGUUACACUCCUUAUUGCUUCUUUCUGUGCUAUGGUUACUGCACUGUCUAUUCCUUUCAAGGACAUGAGUGAUUUCCAAAUCUCACAGCUAUUGAUAACAAAUCAAACGGUUGCUGAAAACGAAGGCGAUAUUGCUUACCCACACAAUUACGAUACCUGGUACGUCGGAGAGCAUGUUAAUGUCACCUUUAAGGCGGAGGAGCCUGAUGAGACUGUAAAUAUAUUCUUCUACCAAAAAUCCGACUCAUUGGCAGGUGGUCCCAUUACUCAAAAGGUAUUUGAUUUUAUCGUCCCACCAUCUGCGGUCAGCGGUCCAAAUGAAACAUCACUCCUGCUGGCUGUCAGACGUGAGAACCACUACUUACAAACCGUGGACGCUGUCAUGCUCCAUGUUCUCUCUGCUAAAUAAUUAUCCCCCGUUAUUCCUGCACUUCUGUAUAAAUGUAAAAAGAAUAAAGUCUAUAAUCUUUCC
Mucor mucedo is the source of this 501-nucleotide messenger RNA. RefSeq lists its product as uncharacterized. Lineage: Eukaryota; Fungi; Mucoromycota; Mucoromycetes; Mucorales; Mucoraceae. The record is from RefSeq and is a predicted model, not a curated record. The transcript is spliced from 2 exons. The coding region runs from base 13 to 438 and encodes 141 amino acids.